This is a messenger RNA of Paraphaeosphaeria sporulosa, 1980 nucleotides long. RefSeq lists its product as uncharacterized. Gene Ontology annotation, biological process: anatomical structure morphogenesis; negative regulation of transcription by RNA polymerase II; cell differentiation. Bases 1 to 1980 code for a protein of 659 amino acids. The record is from RefSeq and is a predicted model, not a curated record. Gene Ontology annotation, molecular function: DNA-binding transcription factor activity, RNA polymerase II-specific; RNA polymerase II cis-regulatory region sequence-specific DNA binding. Lineage: Eukaryota; Fungi; Ascomycota; Dothideomycetes; Pleosporales; Didymosphaeriaceae. The transcript has 3 exons.
AUGUUGGCCAGCCGUGUGCUGCCGCCAAUUCAUCCUCGCCCUUCCUCUCCUCCUCUCGCGACAUUUUACAACAUUCCCAGGAGAUACGCCAGAUCGAAUAUGCAAGCCAUUGAGCAUACCCCGUCUCAUUCGUUAAUGGACGACGUGAAGCCCGUACGAUCACUGCGGAAAACAAAAAGAUCGUAUGAAUGCCGCUCUGCGCCUACCUCGGACCCGGCUCAGAAAGCAGAUAUGGAACUACCAUCGCCAGCUUCGUCCAAUGCUUCUUUGGCGCAUGGCAACAAGAGAAGUGCAGCAUCCCGAGACGUUGGCAAUGGUGUGGACUCGGGGGAAUUGAGUGACCCUGAGAACUCGAGAGGAACACGCAGUGCAUCCUCAUCACCAGGAGAACAUGUUUGUCUCUGUCAACCGGAGCCCAAGAUACCCCGCCCCCGCAAUGCAUUUAUCCUUUAUCGACAGCACCACCAACAUGCCAUCGCCGCCGCAAAUCCUGGACUUCCUAACCCUGACAUCUCCAAGAUCAUCGGAGAGCAGUGGAAGGCAGAGAGCGACGCUGUCAAGAAGGUGUGGCAGGAUCUGGCCCAGGAAGAGAAAGACAGACAUCACGAACAAUACCCUGACUACCGUUACCAACCACGGCGGUUGGGAAAGCCGCUGAACCCAGCCGUUGCGCACACCACUGUCGACAAGUACCGGUGCCCUAAAUGUGGUGGGCGUAGUAUUAAGACCCCGUCACCCUCGAGUCCCUACCCAAGCAGUGCAGACACUCCAACUCUGCCACCGCCCAGGUACUCGGAAAGCCUCACCCCGAGCGUCCGCCUGCCCUCUAUUAUGAACAGUCUAAGCAUGGACUCCCCAGCUCGCCGCCGAGGAACCAGCGGUCCGUCCGGCCUGAGCAAUAUCCAAAUCCCGUCCACAGUCCGUGAAGACGGGUAUGGCUACACGCCAAACACGCCUGAUUCCAAGAGACGUCGUUUCAACCCGUACCCAAUGAGCAGCAACGGUGGUCGCAGGCUAGACGGCGCGUACUACCACCACAGCCGCCGUGACUCGCUCCCUCCCCUGCAGAUGCGCACCACGCCACCGCAAACAGCCACCAUGCCCCAGAUGCGCACGCCGCGCGACGUCGGCCGCGGCUCCGUCGAUCUCAACCUCAUCGUGCCCUCGGCCAACGAUCAAAGCCGCAGCGUCGAAGCCAUGGUCAUGAGCGUGCCGUACACGGUCAAAAUCAAAGUCCUAGGGCGCAUCACGCCGCCGCUCAAGGAGCCCGGGCCCAGCAGCCCCGCCGUCCAAGUGCGCGGCAGCAUCAUCGCGGUCGAAGGCGAGGACCAGGCCGCAGUCGCGGAACUGGCGGCGUGGCUCAACGACUUCCUCGCGCGCGACAAGGAGUACGCGCCGCGCGUUGCGGAGCCGCCGAAGGAGCCGGCUGGCAAAGUCGACGUCAGCUUCGAGGACUACUUUGGGCUGAUCCAGGAAUGGCAUGGCCGGAGCAAGGAGAUGGUCAAGUACAUUACGACGCCUGUUGCACUGUCUAGCCCGCCGAUUCCCAGCGUCAAAUCCCCAGCGUCGGCGUCGGAUACGGACAAGGACGAGACGAUGAAGGAGACCACCUCCAACACCACGCCACCCACUUCCCCCGCCCCCUCGGCAAAACCAGUCCUCAUACUGCCCUCGUACCAACUCCGCGCAAGCGACGUGUACGCGAGCAGGAUCCCGAUCCAAGACGUGUACAGCCCGAUGGACCACUGGCAGUGGAUGGCGACGCUGUGGCGCGGGACGGUGGGGCCAGACUUGACCAUCUACAUCAAGAGCGCGGACAAGGAGAGCCGGGAGGGCGGGAAGCUGGUCGAGGUCAACGAGGAGGUGCGGUGCAUGACGGUGGUGAAGGAGGGGGGUGGGGAGUUUCGGGAGGCGGCGCUGAGGCGGGUGGGGUUCGAGGUGGGCGAGUGGGUGAGGGGGCUGGGUGGGGGCAAGGUCUAG